Cryptococcus amylolentus CBS 6039 is the source of this 1638-nucleotide messenger RNA. RefSeq lists its product as hypothetical. The record is from RefSeq and is a predicted model, not a curated record. The transcript has 5 exons. Lineage: Eukaryota; Fungi; Basidiomycota; Tremellomycetes; Tremellales; Cryptococcaceae. Bases 1 to 1638 code for a protein of 545 amino acids. Gene Ontology annotation, molecular function: protein binding.
AUGACACUCCCUACAACACCAACAUCGUCUGAUCCUAUCCUCGCAUUCGAUACCCACGUAACUGUGGGCAUCCUACACGCCCUCCCACUGUCGGAUCUCCUAUCGGCUUGUCUCAUCAACAAGAGCUGGAAUGCUCUCAUCAAAGCAAACUCGGAGUCUAUCUACCGAUCUUUGGCCCACAACAUUGGUAUUGACGCCAGGGAUGUUGAUAUCCUGGAAGGCUAUCACCAAUACGCGUCUUCCCGCAAGGAAGGAGACGAGGGCGCGUGGAAUAGAGAAAUAUUUGACGUCUGUGGCAUCAAAGCCCCCUUCGAAGACGCUAGGAAGGAACUAUCCUGGAAAAGGGCUUGUCAGACGUAUCUGAGACGAAAGAGGAAUUGGGUUUCUGGCCGAGGGACGGUGGGAUAUAUUGGGGUGCCCGACAAUGAUGUCGCGAGCGUCGCGGUGGACGAGGCGCAACAGGUGCUCUACGUCGGUACUUGGAACGAUACUGUACUGGGCGUCGAUCCCGCCAAGCCCAAUGAACUCUUCUCCGAGAUGGAUUUCGACGACAAUGGCGCCGUCCAAGAACUCUUCUGGCAGAACGACCAUCUCAUCAUUUCCGGCUCUGAAGCCGUACACACCUGGGUUCCCGACUCUGAUUCCCGAGGAUUUUUGGUCCCUUCCGAGACGAUAGAGUACAAGAAUGGAGAUGCAAAGAGGACGCAUGUGGGAGAGCAGAAUGGAAAGCCAGUUGUGGUCACUGUGAAGGAACCUCAUACCAUGCUUGUGCAGGAUGUGGUUGGCGGCAAGGAGAGCAAGCUUUUGCUGAAGAACCUGCCUGCGAAGAAAGUGACUUGGCCGAAAAGCAAGGUUAUCGUCAAAGACGACUACAUCUUCCUCAUCUCUGGCGGUCUUCACAUCUACCCAGUCUCCUCCCCCACAACCCUCCUCGCCUCUAUCCCCAAGAUCGACAUGCUCCCCUUCCCCAACGCCGUUGUGCCCAAGCACGUGUAUAGUCUGGGCAUGAACCACGAGGGAGUGAAGCCGCCGGUAGCUGAGGAUGGUGAGGCGUUGGUGCACAAGCUGGAGAUGGUGGUGGAGAAGAGUGAAGAUGUUGGGAUGGAUGCAAUGUUCAACUUUGUUUCAGACGUCCACGUUACUGCGACAGAUCUGUUUGUUGUUGGUACGACCGGGACCGUCUACGUUCUGCGUUCCUACAAAGACGUUUUGUCUAUCGCAGACCCUAAGAAAAGGAAGGCCGCCCUCAACGAGCAAGUCAUCGCACUCAAAUUCAAGGGUGGGCUGAACUCUAUCGCUGUGCAUGGCGAAAACGUCGCCAUAUUUUGCUUAUCCGGCAUCUACCUCCUCCACACCUCCUCCCUCCCCUCACCCUCCAGCACCCAGACCACCAUCCCCCUUCACCUGCUGCUUGAUGCCCCAUCCGCUCUCCUCCCCCAACUUGAAGAAUCCAUAACCCUCGUCCUCACCCGCUCGCGCCUGUAUGUCGUCUGGUCAGCUUCGAUCGAGUUUGAUGAAGGCGAGAUUGUGGAUGGGAAGGGCGUGGGGAGGUGUGUGGAUGAAGAGCUUUGUGAAGGGGAUGGAUAUUGCUUGAAAGUAUGGGAUUUUGAAGGGGAGGAUGAUGGGGUGGUGGUUUGA